AUGGCUUCUACCCAGAUCAAACGUUAUGCCAUUGUCGGCAUGGGCGUUCGUUCCGCCUUUUACUACCAGAGCAUCCUUCAAGAAUUUGCCAAUGUUUCCAGCCUUGUCGGAAUUUGCGACACGAACCAGACUCGUCUGAAUGCAGCCAAUGACCGGAUUGUGGAACUCGGGGGGCAGAAAGUGCCUACUUACAAGGCCGAAGACUUCGAUAAAAUGAUUGCUGAGCAGAAGCCGGACGUCGUAAUUGUCACCACAAUUGACUUAUUCCAUCAUGUGUAUUGCAUUAGGGCAAUGGAGCUUGGAUGUGAUGCAAUCACAGAAAAGCCAAUGACAAUCGACGAGGAAAAGCUUCAGCUAAUGAUUGAUGCUGAAAAACGGACCGGGAAGCAAGUCCGUGUCUUGUUCAACUAUCGAUACGCUCCUCACCACACCAAAGUCCGUGAACUGAUUCAAUCUGAUGUGAUUGGCGAAAUAGCCACAGUUCACAUGGACUGGAUUCUCGACUGCGCUCACGGCUCCGACUUUAUGCGUCGCUGGCAUCGAAACAAGGAGACCAGCGGCGGCAUCCAGAUGCACAAAUCAAUUCAUCAUUUCGACCUUGUCCACUUCUGGCUAAAUACUGAACCCGAACUGGUCUAUUGCCUUGGAGACCUCCGAUUCUAUGGCAAGGAAAAUGCCCAGCGACGUGGCGUCACCAACCUUGGAGAACGAUACCUUGAUAAUGAGGAAGCGAAAAACGACCCGUUUGCUAUUCACAUUGACCAAAACGCUCAGCUGAAGAAACUUGUCACACGGACCACUGCAUAUAUCGGGGCAUGCAUUCAACUGUUAGAUUGA
Colletotrichum truncatum is the source of this 837-nucleotide messenger RNA. RefSeq names its product oxidoreductase domain protein. The record is from RefSeq and is a predicted model, not a curated record. NCBI's taxonomy places the organism in Eukaryota, Fungi, Ascomycota, Sordariomycetes, Glomerellales, Glomerellaceae. Gene Ontology annotation, molecular function: nucleotide binding.